Messenger RNA from Sphaeramia orbicularis (orbiculate cardinalfish), 1590 nucleotides. RefSeq names its product chromosome 19 C8orf33 homolog (gene c19h8orf33). The record is from RefSeq and is a predicted model, not a curated record. The transcript is spliced from 5 exons. Lineage: Eukaryota; Metazoa; Chordata; Actinopteri; Kurtiformes; Apogonidae. Bases 474 to 1379 code for a protein of 301 amino acids.
AUCCAGACAAUAAAUAGUUUACACCGUUGUACCUUUUUCAGUUCCUAUCAAGUCGCAUUUAUGUCCAUACAGUAGCCUCCAUUAUUUAGAUUUAGUACUGUUAUCCUUUUUUGAAAAGAAUCUUCAUUUGCUUAAUUUAUUAUUAAAGUCGGUAUCACUUUCUUAUUUCUUUCCUAUUCUCUGUAUAAGUACAUCAUGCAUCCAGGAACUGAGCCAAAGGAAAAACUAACGAAUUCUGCUCCGAACGGAACGAUAAGUGGGGAAACGUAACCAGCCGGAAUUAUCUCCAGUGACACAGGUGGUAAGUGUUUCAACAACAUGAUCUCGUGCUAACCAAGAAAAAAUAAGAUAUAGAAAAUAGGUAUAUUUUAGUUCUUCACUGAGUAUGUCUGUAUGUACGAAGUGUUGAGGUGAAUAUUCAAGUAGUAUAUGCGCCUUUUCAGCUAAAAACCUGCAACUCUGGAGGAAACGGCAUGACCGAGCAAAGGCUCCUGGUUAUAGAUAUUGAACCAAAGUCAAGCAGCUCCACUCCUGUUGAGAAAAAAACUGCAAAACCCUUCUGGACUUGUAGUGACAACACCUUCAGAUUCAACUUCCUCCCUGAUAACUCCCCAGCAUUUCAAGGGACACCCACUCCACUGGACAGGACUGAGCCCACAACCAGCCAGAUAUCAUUCAUCCAACAGACUUCUCCAUUUGCCUUCAAUUUCCAAAUCCCUCCAGUCCCACCACAAGAAGAAGACAUGGACAUAACACAGACUCCAGAUGCCACUUCUCCAAGCAGCGAACAGUGCACCAAAAAGGAGAACCCACCCCAAACUUCAGCAGCUUCCAAAUCCAAGAAGAAGAAGAAGAAAUCUGGAAAGAAACAACCCUCGGAUAGUGCAGAGGCACAGCAGGAGCCCAGCUCAACAGAGGGGAGAGAGGGAAGUGAAGAGACAGAGCUGAGUGCAGAGGAGCAGCUGAAUCGACAAUUGGACUGGUGCAUAGAACAGCUGGAACUGGGACUUAAGUCCCAGAAAGGCACACCGAAGCAGAAGGAGGAAGCAUCUCGGGCCUUAAAGACUUUACGCAGCUCCAAAGCUCCUCUGGUUAAGAAACGGCAGGUGAUGAGAGCCAUGACUGGAGACUACAGGACAAAAAUGGAAGAAGAGAAGAUGAAACAGUUCAAACUCAUUCAGAGCGAAAUGGCAUCAGCGCAGGUCAAAGCAGUGUCCGAGUCUCCAAAGAAGUCUGUUUUCCACCGGAAAGCUGAAGUCAAAACAGAGACAUCAGAAAAUAAAGCUGGGAAUUCACACCUAAAAACAACAACUCAGGAGGGAACAGAAGGUUUUGUUUUUACACCAUCAAAUGAGGAGUUCCGAUUCAAUUUUCUUUGAUUUGUCUCUGGAAAAAAUGUAACAAAAAACAAGGCCUUCUCCUUUUGGUCAGUGUGGUCUGAGCUGUGAGCAGGACUUUUUUUUUUUUGAUCAUAUAAUUAUAAAAGGACGUUUUUAAGGAGCUGCACUGGACAAGAUGGAGAAAGAAGGAUGACAUGCCAACUGUUUGUACCAUAUUUUGAAAUAAAGCACCUUUUAUUUUUCUCUGUUA